AUGAACGCGGAGAAGGGAGGAGAUAUCAUUGCGAUAACAAGAUCGUAUAUAGACUUUGGUACGCUUCUUGGUAAGAAAGGCGAAAGUACAGGAAAACCUAUGCUGAUGAUUGUUGAAUACGAACUGUUAGCGCGGGGCCAUUCUAUACUUUCUGCAGGUGUUAGCCAUGAUGGCGAUAAGCAACUUCGAGUGGAGGAGUUCUGCGAAAGUGACAUCAUACCAAUAAGUAGCAUUACUCCUUACGUCAGCCGGUGGCGAAUUUGUGGCCUUUGCACCUCGAAAGAUAAUUUGAGGAAAUAUAAACGGAGUGCAGGAGAUGAAGUUACGGUGCUUUGUUUUGAGCUUACCGACAGGGACGGAGCUGCUCUUCGUAUUACUGGAUUCGAUGAGGUUGCUGAGAAGUUGUUUCCUAUAAUCGAGAUAGAUCGUUUUAUUUCACGCGACGGUAGGCAUUGCGUGAAACGCGAUCUCAGUUUGAUAGAUGAGAGCAAUGCUGUUGUUCAACUGACUCUUUGGAAUGAUCGGGCCGAAAAUUUUGAAGAGAAGUCGCUUGGUCAUGUGAUCUCGAUUAAAGGAGCGAUGGUCAAACACUGGAGUGGUACCUUCAGUUUGGGCAUAGCUCCAUCGUCAAAAAUUGAAAUUAAUCCACAGAUUGAUGGAAGUGUAAACCUGGCUGAUUGGUUUGCUAACAAGAGAAAAUCUGUUGAUGUUAAACGUAUCAGCAAACCUGUAUACAAUGGAGAUAAUUUUGAUUAG
This is a messenger RNA of Cylicostephanus goldi, 756 nucleotides long. The record is from the annotation of a GenBank genome assembly. NCBI's taxonomy places the organism in Eukaryota, Metazoa, Nematoda, Chromadorea, Rhabditida, Strongylidae.